Messenger RNA from Limulus polyphemus (Atlantic horseshoe crab), 1094 nucleotides. Its product is annotated as UPF0668 protein C10orf76 homolog. The record is from RefSeq and is a predicted model, not a curated record. Lineage: Eukaryota; Metazoa; Arthropoda; Merostomata; Xiphosura; Limulidae. Gene Ontology annotation, biological process: regulation of Golgi organization. Gene Ontology annotation, cellular component: cytosol. The coding region runs from base 231 to 1094 and encodes 287 amino acids. The transcript is spliced from 13 exons.
UCUGCUGAGGCAGAGAGAGAAUUCAGCAAGAUGAAGAUGAUUAAGACCAAUUUCAGAUCUUGUCUGGGAGCUGACAGGAUCACUGAUCACCUUCUGGUCAUGCUCCACUCAUCUUCAAUAAGUUAAUUUGAUCCAAUAACAACUAUCCACUUCACACAAGGAGACCAACUGUUGGGAGGGUCCAGAUUGAGAAGCAGCUGUAUAUCUGGCUUGCAGUGUGUCAACCUUAGAUGAUGGGGAAAAACCAUGGAUGCUCCAAAAAAUCUCUCAAAGAGAAAGUGGUACAGAUUUAUGAAGCAUUUUUUCGAGGUGAAGACCCAUCAUGUGGAAAUCCAAAUUUUUGGGAUGAAUUAUUUCUUCUGAGGGUGAAUGUGGAUUUUAUCGAAGAGGAAUUUGAAAGGAUGAAUAGUGAAGAAUUAAUAAGGCUGAAGGAUCCUGUCAACAACUUGUUCUACCACAGUGUCUGUGCUUUGAAGGCUGAUCAUCAAAUUCGCAUAGUUAAUGCACUUCAGACUCUUUGUGCAUUGGUGAGAGGUGUUUACAAGAAAACUCAUGGAGAUUUUGGCUUUGAUGUCAUCAACCUAUUAGUGGGCUUUGAUGUUGCAGAGUCCCAGAUGCAGGUGUUGAUUGAAUAUUUAACCAAAUUUCUGACAGGAGGGUAUCCUGCUAGUCUGAAGUCUGUUGUUCUGAAAUUUCUGUUGAUUCUAGUCACAGCUACUGAAAACGUUAGUCAAAAUACUCUUCUCGAGUACCUAAUGAUGAAUAGUGUCUUUGAAGCCAUAAUACAACUCUUGACUGACCCUCAAACCAGACUUAUUCAUGGUUAUGAUGCCAUUCUUCUCUUAACCAUAUUAGUUAACUACAGGAAAUAUGAGACAGCCAAUCCAUACAUUGUGAAGUUAUCCAUUGUAGAUAAUGAAGUAGCCCUGAAUGGGUACGGACAAGUGGUGUCAGUGGCACUGUCAGAAUUCAACAGGAAAUUUUCUCAAGAAGAAGAAGAACCUCAAGGUGGAUUCCUGACCACUCUCACCAGUAUGGUAGGAAAUAUGUUUGUUGCUGAAGAAAAUGGGAUGGAGAAAAAAAGUCUGAGGUAA